This is a messenger RNA of Botrytis deweyae, 522 nucleotides long. RefSeq lists its product as uncharacterized. The transcript has 2 exons. Bases 1 to 522 code for a protein of 173 amino acids. Lineage: Eukaryota; Fungi; Ascomycota; Leotiomycetes; Helotiales; Sclerotiniaceae. The record is from RefSeq and is a predicted model, not a curated record.
AUGGACGCAGAUAUGAGCACGCCAUUCACCCCCUCAUCAUUAUUAAUGGUACCAGACUCGGAUACCUUCUACCGAAUCCCCCCCAACUUCGCCCCGUUGAGAUCUCCAACCUCAAUUUAUAAACCACAAUUCCAAGGUCCAUUACCUUUACCCAGACAAGAUACCCUGAGUCCUGAAAAGGAGCGAAAGAGCGAUAGGGUCAUGAAGGGAUUCACUGGACUCAAUUUUCGCCCGGGAGUGGAAAUCGGCAAUGGGGAUAAGAAUUUAAGUUCUGCACCGAGUAUGAAACCAACUUCGACCUCCUGUCCAAAAAAUUCGAGUUUAAAUCAUCUUUAUGGGUUUUAUUGGACUUGCUGUAGUAAGAUAGCCGAAGAAGCCAAGGUUUUGGAUAGCAUGAGAAGUAUGACGGAGAGUGCUGUUAAGAGACUGUGUAAGAAGAAGAAUUCGCUUGCGGAGAACAAGUGUGAAGAGUGCGGACACUUGGUUUGUCGAGAAUGUGAAAAGGUCGCCGAGUGCGCGUAG